AAUUACGUUCUCCUUUAGCGACCUUUCUUCCCCUAUCCUUUAAUUAAAAAUAAAAAAGGACAAUCCUUUAAAAAAUUAAAAAUAAAAAGACCAUAAAAAAAUUAGAGAGAAAGGAGGAAAAGGGCGGAGGAAGGUAGUUGGGAAAAUUGCAAUGGUCUAGGGUUCUGAUGAGACUCAUCCAAUUCCAAUCUCCAUAUUAUCAAGUGUGUCUAUAUACAUAGCAUCGGUGAAAAAUAAAUAAAUCCCUACAUAUAUCAUAUGUAUGAAUGCAUGUAUAGAUGUACUCCAGCAAUCUCAAGGGUUUUAUUCUGGCGAUGGUCUCCAGCGCCUUCAUUGGUUCCAGCUUCAUCAUCAAGAAAAAGGGUCUCCGAAAGGCCGGAGUCAACGGCCCCCGUGCUAGUUCUGGUGGAUAUGGCUACUUGUUGGAGCCACUCUGGUGGGUUGGCAUGCUUACUAUGAUUAUUGGGGAGAUUGCCAAUUUUGUUGCAUAUAUCUAUGCACCUGCUGUUUUGGUAACGCCACUUGGUGCAUUGAGUAUCAUUGUUAGUGCUGUUUUAGCGCAUUUCAUGUUAAAGGAGAAACUACAGAAAAUGGGAAUGUUGGGAUGUCUUUUGUGCAUAGUAGGUUCCACAGUAAUUGUGCUUCAUGCACCUGAGGAGCGUUCUAUUAGUUCAAUUGAAGAAAUUUGGGAAUUAGCUACCCAACCAGCCUUUCUUUUGUAUACAGCUUCAGCAGUAGCUACUGCGUUGGUACUAAUUUUCUAUUGUGCACCCCGUUAUGGUCAAACUAACAUAAUGGUGUAUAUUGGAAUAUGCUCAGUAAUUGGAUCAUUGACGGUAAUGAGCAUAAAAGCCAUUGGUAUUGCAAUAAAACUAACAUUGGAGGGCACCAAUCAGGCCAAAUACUUUCAAACAUGGAUCUUUGCAAUGGUUGCAAUUACUUGUAUCAUCACUCAAUUAAAUUAUCUAAACAUGACUAGAAGGACCUUCAUAGAUCCGCUUAUGGAAACUUCCCCUAUCGACUCAGUGUCUUCGUCGAUGGAUCCACCUUGAGACACUAUGGCUGAAGAUGUAUUGAUUGCUCUAUGGAAAGAUUCAGGAUAGCGUAAGGCUAUGCAGGAUGAGAUGAUGGCCCUAAAGGCCAAUCAUACAUGGGACUUGGUUUCCUUGCUAUAAGGGAAGCAAGCUGUUGGGUGCAAGUGGGUUUACACCUCAAAAUUGAAUCCUGAUGGUUCAUUGGCUAGAUUAUAGGCAAGACUAGUAGCAAAGGGAUAUGCACAAACAUAUGGAGUAGAUUAUUUUGAUACCUUUUCACCAGUGGCAAAAAUGACAUCUAUUCGCCUAUUUCUUAGUUUUGCUACUACACAUAAAUGGGCAUUACAUCAAUUGGAUGUGAAGAAUGCUUUCCUACAUGGUGACUUGUCUAAGGAGGUAUAUAUGGAGUAACGACCAGGGUUUGUUGCUGAAGGGGAGUUUGGGAAGGUUUGUCGUUUGCGUGGUCUCUCUAUGGUCUAAAGCAAUCUCUACGCACAUGGUUUGGCAAAUUUAGUGUAGCUUUUGUUCAAUAUGGUAUGCAAUAGAGUGAAAAGGAUCAUUUAGUAUUUUAUAUGUGGCAAAGUUCAGGCCUUAUAUUAUUGGGAGUGUAUGUAGAUAUCAUCAUCACUAGCAAUGAUAGUGUAGAGAUUGACAGAGUUGAGGUGUAUCUUAAGUCCCAGUUUGAGACCAAGGAUCUUGGUUGAUUGAAAUAUUUUAUGGGUAUUGAAGUGGCAAGGUGUAAAAGGGAAAUCUUUGUAGCUCAGAGGAAGUAUGUGCCGGAUAUCUUAAGAGAUGCAGGCUUGUUCCAUGCCAAGCCAAGUGACACAUCGAUGGAUCCAGGUAUCAAGCUGUCCCCAUAAGAUGGUAUUUUACUUGAUGAUCUCACACCUUAUAGGAGACUAGUGGGAAAACUGAAUUACUUGACCAUGAUGAGACUUGAUAUAUCUUUUCCAGUGAGUGUGGCAAGUCAAUUCAUGGUAGUGCCUAGAGAUACUCACUGGAGAGCAGCAAUGUGCAUCCUCCGAUGUUUGUUGAAAAAUCCUAGAAAGGGACAGUGCUACUAGUGAUAGGGGCAUUCAAGCCUAUGUAGAUGCAGAUUAGUCAUACUCUCCCAUAGGUAGGAAGUCUACAUCUGGUUAUGCUAUAUUCAUUGGGAGUAAUCUGGUGUCCUAGAAGAACAAGAAGGAGCAAGUAGUUAUUAGGUCUAGCGUAGAAGUAGAGUAUAGAGCCAUGGCUUUGGCUCAACAGAGGUACUAUGGAUGGUUCAAUUCUUAGAUGAAAUUGGGCUUUUAGUUCGGACCCCUACAAAGUUAUGGUGUGAUAUUCAAGUGGUGAUUCAUAUUGCUUCCAAUCCACUAUUUCAUGAAAGAACCAAGCAUAUAAAAGUUGAUUGAAAUUUCAUUAGGGUAAAGUUGCAGAGUGGAACAAUAUUAUUGAAGCAUGUGUGCAUAGGGGAACAACUAGCCGAUAUUCUUACGAAAUCACUUCCAGGAGUUCAAGUUGACUAUAUAUGUAACAAGCUGAGCAUGAUUGAUAUAUAUACUCCAGCUUGAGGGGGAGUGUUAGUGUAUGCUUGUGUGUGAGUUGGAAUAUUAUGGGAAUAUUCCAUGGGAGACAGUUUAGGAGGGAUUAAUUGAGAACAUUAAUGUGUAAUUUGUAAUUAAUUCUCUUUCCUUAGUAUUGUCUAUAUAAUGAAAGGCUAAUCCAAGAGAUUAGCAAGUUGUUCUCUAAAGCCUUAAUUCUAAGCAUAAGCAUUCUUCCUUGCCCUCACUAUUCCAUGGAGGAGGAAACAAACUGCUGUUUAAGCAGAUGAACAUUUAAUUUGAAAUUGGAAACAACAUUAAGAACUGAUCACGAGAUGCUUAUCUAAUUGAUGAGACCUUGUACUAUAAUUUUAGGGAGAGAUGAAGGCUUAUAUUGCCUUCUGUUAGAAUCUUAAGUUUCCCUAUUAGAUUAUACUAUAUUGUUUAUGUUAUCAUCUUUAAAUUGUUAAAAAAAGAACUAAACUCCUUUAACACUAUGCAUGGUACAUUAUUCAAGGAGAGUAAUAAAGGGAUAUGUACAUUAUUCUUAAGCUUCCAACAACCAUCAAAAAGAUGAUAUGUACACAAAUCAAUUAAAGUAAGCAGCCUGGGUAUUUUGCUAGUUUUUGCUUUUAGUUUCAUCACUCUGAUAUGGAUACUUUAAUGGAUUGGAUCAUUAUGUGAUAAAGUCUUUUACCCAACUGAGCAACUUCUUACCGUGCCUUUAGAAUUUAGCUUUCUAUUUAAAAUUGUCAGAUAUCUGGUUUCUUAGGGUGCCAUAAAGUGGUUGAUCUGUUUGAAUUGUUGACUUUGGCAUGCAUUUGUUAUAGGGAGAAGGUAAAUUUACUAUUGUGCAUAGACUUCAAUUGUUUCUUUUUAUGGAAUUGGUUGGGUUCAGCUAGUUUUAGCCUUAUAGGUAUAUCCCUUUUCGACAUACUUCAAAGAUUCCUGUUCUCAUACUUCUCUUUUGUUUUUGUUUUUGCUUUUUCUAUCACUAUUGCAGGCCCAAACUUUUUGUUUGUAUAAUGCUUAACUGUGUUGCUUGGGAUUGAAAUUGAAAAUAUUUGGAGAAGAUAGUCAAUCCUGAUUUUUUUAAUGUUAAAGAUCAAUUUCAUGUGAAUUAUUAAUGAAGUCUAUUCUUGAAUUGCAGUUCCAAAUUAUUGCAAAUUUAUGUAAUGCUUUGAUGUGG
This is a messenger RNA of Durio zibethinus, 3746 nucleotides long. NCBI's taxonomy places the organism in Eukaryota, Viridiplantae, Streptophyta, Magnoliopsida, Malvales, Malvaceae. The record is from RefSeq and is a predicted model, not a curated record.